Messenger RNA from Corythoichthys intestinalis (scribbled pipefish), 945 nucleotides. It is a transcript of the gene phlda2, whose product is annotated as pleckstrin homology-like domain, family A, member 2. The record is from RefSeq and is a predicted model, not a curated record. Gene Ontology annotation, molecular function: phosphatidylinositol phosphate binding. The transcript is spliced from 2 exons. NCBI's taxonomy places the organism in Eukaryota, Metazoa, Chordata, Actinopteri, Syngnathiformes, Syngnathidae. The coding region runs from base 78 to 506 and encodes 142 amino acids. Gene Ontology annotation, biological process: positive regulation of apoptotic process.
CGUAGCUCUUCAUUGACAAAUCGCCGGUGAUUCGACGCGCAUGAACCGGGGCGCCCGCGAGCGGAGCUCCUUUUAAGAUGAAAAUGUCGGCCAGCGACAUGUCCCCGGUGCUGAAAGAGGGCGAGCUGGAGAAAAGGAGCGACAACCUUCUCCAGUUCUGGAAGCGGAAGACGUGCGUCCUGACCCCGGACGGCCUCAACAUGUACGCCGACGCGCACAAGCGCUCCAGGGGCAAAGAGCUGAAAUUACAGAGCAUUAAAAAAGUGGACUGCGUGGAGCGCACCGGAAAGUUCGUCUACUUCACCAUCGUCACCACCGACGACAAGGAGAUCGAUUUCCGCUGCCCCGGCGAGGACAACUCGUGCUGGAACGCCGUCAUCACCAUGGCGCUCAUCGACUAUCAGAACCGCAUGGCCAUCCGGGACUUUAAGACGCGCCAGGACGGCGAGAUCGACGGCGCUGGGAGCGAGUGCGGGUUCGAGAGACGCGCGGCCAGAGCGCCCUGAUUGGACCGGACCGCGCCGUCUCCCUCUCCUAAUAUGGCCACACGCGUGUGCGGAGCAUACGAGACAAUAAUCAUCCGAGGACCAAUCCACGACGUCCGGCGGAUCGUCGUCGCCGAUCCGGCGGACGUUUUCCAAACUUCACUCGCUUGGACUGAAAAGUGAAGAAGAAAAAUCAUGUCUGCUUAUUUAUUUGUUUCCUUUUGAAAUGAUGUCUAUGUAUUUAUUUCCUGAAAUUUCGACAUCAUGGGAAGAUUGUUUUGUUUGAAUGACGAAAAAAGUAGUGAGGAGUAACAAAGUAUAUUUACUUUGAACUAUUUAUUUGUUGACUCUUUUCUACUCCUAAAACAGGCUUGUUACUGUUGUCAAUCUUUGUGGACGACCAUGAUGAUGAUUUCCGUUGUGUCAAAUUGACAGUAAAAAUGGCGACUUUUGUACAUUU